AUGACCUUGAAGCAGUCUUUCGGUGCCGUGGCCGCACUGGUCGCGACUGUCCUCGCCGCUGCAAGAACCAGCCCUCCAAGUGGCAGUAUCACAGUGUGCUCAUCCGGCUGCAACUACAACACCAUACAAAAAGCAGUCAGCUCCAUCUCCACGUCUUCCAAAGACGAGCACAGCAUUUUCAUCUACUCCGGGACCUACACCGAGCAAGUCACCAUCCCAGUGCUGAGUGGGAAGCUCAACAUCUACGGAUAUACCAAGGACACUACCGACUACUCAGGCAAUGUGGUCAACCUCCAAUGGAAGUCGGCCCUGGCCACUGGGGCAGCCGACGACGAGCACACCGCGGCGCUGAUUAACACCUCGCCGAACGUGGCCGUGUACAACAUCAACAUCAAGAACACCUACGGCAAGCCUUCCGGCAGCAAUGGGCAGGCAAUAGCUCUCUCCGCCUAUAACACUAAGCAGGGAUACUACGGUGUCGGCCUAUACGGGUACCAGGACACGCUCCUCGCCGAGACCGGCAACCAGAUCUACGCCAACAGCUACAUCGAGGGCGCCGUGGACUUCAUCUUCGGGCAGCAUGCCCGGACCUGGAUCACCAACUCCAAGAUCGUCUCCGUCGGCGCCGGCGCCAUCACCGCCAGCGGCCGGGCGUCCUCCUCCGACACGUCCUACUACGUCAUCACGGACAGCACGAUCGAGGCGGGCUCCAUCUCGGGCUCGUCGGCGCCCGCCGCGGGCACCGUCUACCUCGGCCGGCCGUGGGGCCAGUACGCCAGGGUGGCGUUCCAGCGGUGUGAUCUGAGCAAUAUCAUCAACUCUGCCGGGUGGGAGGUCUGGAGCGCCAGCGACACCAGGACGCAGCAUGUCUCCCUGGCGGAGUAUGGCAACACCGGUGCCGGGGCCAAGGGCACGCGGGCGAGCUUUUCUUCCAAGUUGAGCAGUGCCCUUAGCAUUUCUACGGUCUUGGGCAGUGAUUAUGCUGCGUGGGUUGACUCUGCUUACCUGUGA
Diaporthe citri is the source of this 1011-nucleotide messenger RNA. RefSeq lists its product as uncharacterized. The record is from RefSeq and is a predicted model, not a curated record. Lineage: Eukaryota; Fungi; Ascomycota; Sordariomycetes; Diaporthales; Diaporthaceae. The transcript is spliced from 3 exons. The coding region runs from base 1 to 1011 and encodes 336 amino acids. Gene Ontology annotation, biological process: cell wall modification. Gene Ontology annotation, molecular function: pectinesterase activity.